Molecule: messenger RNA, 931 nt
Organism: Apaloderma vittatum (bar-tailed trogon)
Lineage: Eukaryota; Metazoa; Chordata; Aves; Trogoniformes; Trogonidae
Gene: SOX13
Product: SRY (sex determining region Y)-box 13
Biological process (GO): cell fate commitment; regulation of transcription by RNA polymerase II
Cellular component (GO): nucleus
Molecular function (GO): DNA-binding transcription factor activity, RNA polymerase II-specific; RNA polymerase II cis-regulatory region sequence-specific DNA binding
Source: RefSeq, a predicted model, not a curated record
AUGUCCAUGAGGAGCCCAGUUUCUCCCCACCUGGAGCUCGAUGGAGCGGGCAGCAUGGUGAACUGCACCAUCAAGACGGAGGAGAAGAAGGAGGGUGGCUACGAGUCCCCGCCAGGGGCUGCCCCCAGCACCGAGCCCCGUCCCAACGACCCGCCGGGACCACCGCCGAGGGAGGGCACUGACCCCCAGGCCUUGCCACAGGAGUCCCGCUCGCCCGCUGGCGAUGCGCUGGAGCCCCGGCUGAUGCCAACCAUUGAGAAGUUGUUGUCCAGCGACUGGAAGGAGCGGCUGGGGGGGCGGACCCCCGCCGAGUCCAAGGAAGUGAAAGGAACCCAGGAGAGCCUGGCAGAGAAGGAGCUCCAGUUACUUGUCAUGAUCAACCAGUUGUCCACGCUGCGGGACCAGCUCCUGACGGCCCACUCGGAGCAGAAGAACAUGGCCGCGAUGCUCUUCGAGAAGCAACAGCAGCAGAUGGAGCUGGCACGGCAGCAGCAAGAGCAGAUCGCCAAGCAGCAGCAGCAGCUCAUCCAGCAGCAGCACAAAAUCAACCUGCUGCAGCAACAGAUCCAGCAGGUCAACAUGCCCUACGUCAUGAUUCCCGCCUUCACCCCCAGCCACCAGCCUCUCCCCGUCGCUCCUGACUCCCAGUUAGCGCUUCCCAUCCAGCCCAUCCCCUGCAAACCAGUGGAUUACCCGGUGCAGCUGCUGCACAACAGCCCCCCUCCUCCCACGCUGAAGAGACCCAGCGGCUCCGGCCACCUCCAGAUGCAGGAGACCUCACAGCCGCUGAACCUGACAGCCAAACCCAAAGGUUCUGACCUUCCCAGUGCCUCCAGCUCACCCAGUUUGAAGCUAAGCAGCUGCCAGUCCCUCACACCAAGUCAUGGAGCCACCAGGGACCUGCAGACGAGCCCGUCCAACCUGCCUCUGG